Nannospalax galili (Upper Galilee mountains blind mole rat) is the source of this 2378-nucleotide messenger RNA. RefSeq lists its product as uncharacterized. The transcript has 2 exons. The record is from RefSeq and is a predicted model, not a curated record. Gene Ontology annotation, molecular function: nucleic acid binding. Gene Ontology annotation, biological process: DNA integration. Lineage: Eukaryota; Metazoa; Chordata; Mammalia; Rodentia; Spalacidae. The coding region runs from base 646 to 1986 and encodes 446 amino acids.
AAAGAUGCCUUUAAAUUAACUUUGGGUCAGCCUCUUUGCGUUCGGGCCCCCCAUGCUCUUGAGUCUCUCAUCAGACAGCCCCCGGAUCGGUGGCUCUCGAAUGCCCGGAUGACUCAUUACCAGGCUCUGCUCUUGGACUCUGACCGCAUCCAGUUUGGAUCCCCCGUCGCUCUCAAUCCUGCGACCCUGCUACCCAGCACAGAAGAACCCGACUCGCAGGGCGACCAUGACUGUCAUCGGGUCCUGGCUGAGGUUUUCGGCACCCGACCAGACCUGAGCGAUAAGCCACUGGAGAAGGCAGAUCACACUUGGUAUACAGACGGGAGCAGCUUCCUUGAAGGGGGACAACGCCGGGCUGGAGCCGCAGUCACCUCAGACAGCAAGGUAAUAUGGGCCGAGCCCUUACCAGAAGGAACGUCCGCAUAGAAGGCCGAGCUGAUAGCUCUGACACAGGCCCUGCGGCUGGCAGAAGGUAAGAAGCUAAAUGUGUACACGGACAGCCGGUACGCCUUCGCCACCGCACACAUCCACGGAGAAAUUUACAAAAGAAGGGGGCUUCUCACAUCAGGAGGGAAGGAAAUAAAGAACAAAGCAGAAAUCCUGGCACUACUAGAGGCUUUGUUUUUACCAAAAGAGCUCAGCAUAAUGCACUGUCCAGGCCACCAGAAAGGAAAUCACCCAGAGGCAAGGGGAAACCGCCUAGCCGACCAGACGGCCAAGGACAUUGCCUCCAAGAGUCAGGUUCUGACUAUGCAAAUGGACCCUGAACGCCAGAGACGGGAAGCCAUCAGAGACUACACCCCAGAGGACAGAGAGUUACUCGAGAAAAUUGGGGCUUUCAACAACCCAGAGACUGGCUACUGGGAGUACCAAGGAAAAACCGUCUUGCCUCAGCGAUCGGUGGAAGAGCUCCUGGACGAGCUCCACAAAUGGACCCACUUGGGAGUGAACAAGAUGAGAAAACUGAUUGAGAGGGAAGAAACAAUCCUCUAUCUGCUAAACAAAGAUGCCAUCCUACAAAGAAUUGUUAAGAACUGUAAGGCCUGUGCCCAGGUAAACUGGGGCAAAAAUAAAGCUUCAGGAGGAGUCAGACAAAGAGGCCACAGGCCAGGAGUCCACUGGGAAGUGGACUUUACUGAGGUUAAACCAGGAAUGUAUGGCUAUAAAUAUUUGUUAGUUUUCAUUGACACUUUUUCAGGAUGGCCAGAAGCCUACCCGACCAAGCAAGAAACUGCAAGGGUGGUAUCCAAGAAGCUAUUAGAUGACAUCUUUCCCCGAUUUGGGAUGCCACAGGUAAUAGGGUCAGAUAACGGACCAGCCUUUGUCUCCCAGGUAAGUCAGAAGGUGGCCAGGUUACUGGGGAUUGAUUGGAAGUUACAUUGUGCCUACCGGCCCCAGAGUUCAGGUCAGGUAGAGCGAAUGAAUAGAACCAUUAAGGAGGCUCUAACUAAAUUCUCGCUGGCAACUGGCACUAAAGACUGGGUUACUCUGCUGCCUUUGGCAUUAUACCGGGCCAGGAACACUCCUGGGCCCAGUGGGUUAACUCCAUUUGAAAUCCUGUAUGGGACCCCUCCCCCUGCAGUUUCCUUCUUAGACCCGGAUAUCUCUAACUUUGUUGAUUCACCUUCCCUCUUUGCUCACCUGAAGGCACUCCAGCUGGCUCACCAGGAGAUCUGGAAGCCCCUAGCUGCAGCCUAUCAGGAUGCUAUUGACACUCCUAUUGCACCCCACCCCUUCCAGCCCGGGGACGCUGUCUGGGUCCGGAGGCAUCAGACUCGGAGCCUAGAACCACGCUGGAAAGGACCAUACACUGUCCUCCUCACCACGCCCACAGCUCUCAAGGUCGACGGGGUUGCAGCCUGGGUCCACGCCUCCCACGUUAAGGCAGCCGAUCCAGCUCACCAAGAACUCUCAAGAGAAGGGCAAUGGCAGCUGACGCGGACUACCAACCCCCUAAAGAUAAGACUGGUCAAAGAAAAAUGCUAAUCAUGUUGCUCUGGGUAUUAUCUUUCCCCAGAAUAGAGUCUGGGGAAAAUCCACAUACCCCAUACCAUAUUACCUGGACCCUCAGUAAUUCUUAUGGAGAAGUCCUCAAUCAGACUGAAUUAAUUGGCCCCGUUAGCACCACCUUUCCUUCACUCUCCUUUGACGCCUGUAAGGGAGUGCCAUCCUGUAUUUGGGACAGUUUGGUAGACAAGGGGACCAUUUAUUUAUGUCCAGGGCAUCAACCUGACAACAAAAUGCGCUAUUCUUGUGGGGGAAUGCAAUAUGGAUGGUGUUAUUACUGGAAUUGUGCAACUGCAGGUAGUACAUAUUGAAAGCCAUCUUCUAGCUGGGAUUACAUCCGAGUAAAAAGAGAUCCCAGCAUAGAUAAAUAU